Molecule: messenger RNA, 931 nt
Organism: Malania oleifera
Lineage: Eukaryota; Viridiplantae; Streptophyta; Magnoliopsida; Santalales; Ximeniaceae
Product: mitochondrial fission 1 protein A-like
Exons: 5
Coding region: 137-637 (166 amino acids)
Biological process (GO): mitochondrial fission; peroxisome fission; autophagy of mitochondrion
Cellular component (GO): peroxisomal membrane; mitochondrial outer membrane
Molecular function (GO): protein binding
Source: RefSeq, a predicted model, not a curated record
AUAAUACAACAACUAUACCAAACAUACGAAGUAAUUGACUUUUCACUCGCUCGCCAACCCCUUCUUCCAUUACACUGCGCUUCUCUGAUUUCUCGGUCACCGAAGGGCAGCAGCUCUUUCAUUGUUGGUGCAGCCAAUGGAAGUAAAGAUCGGGAAAUUCUUCGAUUCUGUCACUGGCUUCUUCACCGGCGGUGAUCAAAUCCCCUGGUGCGACCGCGACAUCGUUGCCGGUUGUGAACAAGAGGUUGCUGAGGCUGCAAAAGGAUCCUCUGAUGAGUUUAGGAGUGAUUGCAUCAUGCGUUUUUCAUGGGCUCUUGUUCACUCAAGACAACCAGCAGAUGUGCAGCGUGGGAUAGCAAUGCUUGAAGCUUCUUUAGAUGGUACUGGCAGCCCACUGCAGAAGAAAGAGAAGCUUUAUCUUCUAGCUGUUGGGUAUUAUAGAAGUGGAGACUACUCAAGGAGCAGGCAGCUUGUCGAACAAUGUCUGAAGAUUUCACCUGAUUGGAGGCAAGCCUUGAUCCUCAAGAAAACAAUUGAAGACCGAAUAACAAAAGAUGGUGUGAUUGGCAUAGGCAUUGCUGCAACUGCCGUAGGACUGUUGGCUGGUGGAAUUGCAGCUCUGGCUCGCAAGAAGUGAACCCUCCUACCCCACAGCUAUGUGCAUAACAAAUCUUUCACUGUUUGUCCUGUUGCCAUGUAUGUAUUCAAUCCUGACUCCAGUUGUUUUACUCUUGAAACUUUCUCCAAGAGAGACAGUAAAAAAAAAAAAAAAGGGAAAAUAAUGUGUAGAAAGUAGGGAUAUGUUAAACAUAACCAUGAUCUUUUUUUUUUUUUUUUUCAACUAAUGUUAAUGUAUAGAACGUAUUAUAAGAAAGUUUUUGAUUUAUUGUACCUUUCUUAUUAUAAAAAUAUACACGUAUAAUUUAUUUUU